UGUGACAUGAAGAUAAACAGACUCGCACCAUGCGGACGUGCGAGGUUAUCGGCGUUACGAAUGACUAAAAUAACAUAACAUUUAUGUAAAGGAAUUGUUGUUUGAGCUGUAUUUUUUCUGACUUAAAAACUCAGGAUAUUUAGUCACUCACUUCAACAAACACACACUGUCAGGAUGGUGUCAUAUAAGCGGCUGAACCCUGAAGAUGUUCGGUUUUCCAGUGCAGUUUUCUCAGAAGAGCCUCGUCCUACUGUCCAGGAAGAAGUUCCAGCGCCAGAGCCGGAGGAAACCUCCUUGCUUCCACGGAGGCGGUCAUGUUCUGUCACCACAGGCCUCCUGGUUAUUGGCUGCCUGCUGCUGCUCCUCUGUGGAGGCUGGCUACUGGGCACUGUGUUCUGGCUGCACAGACCGUCCAACCAACAGCCACAUAAACCUCCAUCACCGGCUCCUGCACAAACACCAGACUCUGAGGCAAAAACAGGAUUAAAUGACACUGCAGCUGCUGCCCGUCGUGAGGCUUGCAGCUUAAUUCCUGAGGCGUGGAGGUUUGAUUGCUACCCUGAAAGAGGGGUGGUUGUGACCCGAGAGCUGUGUGAGGCAAGGAACUGUUGCUUUAUCCCUGCGUCCUCUCCCUCCUCCUCUGCCACCCGCCCUUCAGGGAGAAACGGUAUCCCUUGGUGUUUCUAUCCUCCAGAUUUCGCUUCCUAUUCGCUUGUGUCAAUAAACGACACAUCCCUGGGACAGAAAGGCACGCUGGUAAGGGAAGUGAAGACCUACUACCCAGCAGACAUCCUCACUCUAGAGGUGGAGAUUCGUCAUGAGACAGACACGCGGCUGCAUGUCAGGAUUACAGACCCUUCUAAUUCGCGGUUUGAGGUUCCGAUCUCUGUUCCCACCGCCACCAAGAGGGCACAAAGUCCAGACUAUGUUGUAGAGAUUUCUAAGCAGCCGUUUGGCCUCAUCGUGAAGAGGAGCUCUACAGGAGCAGUGCUUCUGAACACCACAGUGGCUCCUCUCUUCUAUGCGGAUCAGUUUCUCCAGUUCUCCACCUCCCUGCCGAGUCAGUUCAUUUACGGCCUGGGCGAGCACCGCUCCACCUUUCUACAUGAUGUCCACUGGAACACACUCACCCUGUGGGCCAGAGAUGUGCCUCCUAUGGAGCAGACAAACCUAUAUGGAGCCCAUCCAUUUUACCUUGCAGCGGAGGAUGGAGGGAACGCACACGGCUUCUUCCUGCUGAACAGCAAUGCAAUGGAUGUGAUCCUGCAGCCUGCACCAGCCCUCACCUGGCGGACUAUUGGUGGAAUCCUUGACUUCUACGUUUUCCUUGGUCCUGAUCCUGGCUCAGUUAUUCAACAGUAUAUGGAGGUCAUAGGCUACCCAGCGAUGCCCAUCUACUGGGCUUUAGGCUACCAUCUCUGCCGCUGGGGUUAUAACUCUAGCGAUUCCACCUGGGAGAUUGUCAAGAGCAUGAGGAAUUAUGGGAUACCUCAGGACGUCCAGUGGAACGAUAUCGACUACAUGGACCAAUGCAUGGACUUCACUUUGGACUCCAAGUUCGCCACGCUGCCCGAUAUGGUCAAGGAUCUGCACGCGCAUGACCAGCGCUACGUCAUGAUGCUGGAUCCAGGUAUCCUCAGCACACAGCCUAAGGGCUCAUACUGGCCGUAUGAUGAAGGGCUGAAGAGAGACAUUUUUAUUAAAGACGCUGAAGGAAAAACACUCAUUGGGAGGGUGUGGCCUGGUCUGACAGCAUAUCCUGAUUUCUCUGAUGAUGCGACACAUGAGUGGUGGUACGACAACCUACAGAAGUUCCAUGAGAAGGUGCCAUUUGAUGGAUUAUGGAUUGACAUGAAUGAGCCAUCAAAUUUCCUGGAUGGUUCUACAAAUGGCUGUCCAUCGAACAGUCUUGAAAAUCCUCCUUACACACCCGGCAUACUAGGCGGUUUGCUGAGAGCCAAAACUGUGUGUGCCACUGCACAGCAGAAGCUGUCCAUACACUAUAAUAUACACAGCCUGUAUGGACUUAUGGAAGCUAAGGCAUCUGCAAGCGCUCUGAAGCGGCUCAUGGCAAAGAGACCUUUUGUCAUCUCUCGCUCCACCUUCCCCAGUCAGGGGAUGUACUCUGGUCACUGGCUGGGAGACAACAGGAGCCAGUGGAAAGACCUGUACACGUCUAUAGCAGGUAUCUUGACCUUUAACCUUCUGGGCAUCCCGUUGGUGGGAGCAGAUGUCUGUGGCUUCAGCGAGGAGCCGCAGGAGGAACUCUGUGUGCGCUGGACGCAGCUGGGAGCUUUCUAUCCCUUCACACGCAACCACAACGCCAUCGACAUGAAGCAUCAAGACCCAACAGCGUUUAGCCCUCUGGCUCGUACCGCCAUGAAGCAGGCUCUGCUGCUGCGUUAUUCUCUCUUCCCCGUCCUCUACACUCUCUUCCAUCAUGCGCAUGUACACGGACACACUGUUGCACGGCCGAUAAUGUUUGAGUUCCCGAAAGAUGUCAGAACCUACGGGAUUGACAAGCAGUUCCUGUGGGGGAAGAGUUUACUGGUGACACCAGUAUUGGAUCCUGGAGUCGACUAUGUGGAUGGUUACUUCCCAGAGGGUCUGUGGUAUGACUACUACACGGGCGACUCUGUGCGCAGUAAGGGCGAAGACCUCCGACUCCAUGCUCCUCUAGAUAAGAUCAACCUGCAUUUGCGUGAGGGCUCUGUUAUACCAACACAGGCGCCCAACCUGACUCUGUGGGUAAGCAGCGGUCAGCCGCUCCACCUAGUCUCAGCUCUCUCUGAUGAAGGUUCAGCCAGUGGAGAUCUGUACUGGGACGAUGGCGAGAGCAUCGACACAUACGAGACCAACCAGUACUCCUACAUCAUCUUCAGUGUCGCUCAGAAUGCAAUGACAUCAGAGGUCCUCCAUAGCAACGUGGAGGCCACAUACAUCACCGUGGAGACGGCCUCCUUCUACGGUGUGAAGCAGAAGCCGAGCAGAGUGCUGGUGAACUCCCAGGACGCAGCGUUCACCUACAGAGCCAACCAGGUGUUGACAGUUGCAGAUCUUGGUCUCAACCUCAGUCAGAACUUCACCAUCAGCUGGAUGUGAUACAGUUGGUUUUUAAUCGCUGGUUUCAUUUGCCGUCGGCUGUUACGUCACAAGCUGGUACACCGUGCAAGUCGAUGACAUCUCUUGGUGUUCUGGCACCGCACUGCAGAACGUUGGAGGUUACGAGAAGAAAAACCGAGGUUAAAGUAUUUGCGUAGUUUGAACAAUACACAAUCACUGUCCUACCAUAGUCUGGACACUGCUUUAAAUAUCUGUGGAGAAUUUAAUGUUCAAUAACUUAUAGCUGAACUCUCACCUGAUUCAAACAAAACGCUUGGCUUGGCCUUUGUAUUUUAAUUUAGUUUGAUCUUUCAGUUCAGUUCAUGAAUCAAAUCCUCAUGUUUUAAAACUCAUCAGCAGAAGGACAAUGUGCAAUAAGUGAAAGAGAGGAUGCUCUGCCUUUCUAAGAACGUGUCUGAAAAUAGUUCAUGAUAUGAGAUAUUGUGCUUGAAAGCUGUCUGCAGGCUAUUUUUGCACUAAUUAGUAUGCUGCAGUAUUGUAAAGGUGGAUCCAGGUGCCUUAUGAUUCCUGUUUGUGUGUUUUUGAGCAUCUCUGGGUUUGUUCCAGAUGAUCCUUUGUUCAGCUUUAUAUUGUAAGCCUGUUUUCAGUGCUGAAGACCGUAAUACUGCUGUGCACGAGGAUGACUUGCAUAACUACAGUACAAUAGACCAGCCAUACGUUUUCUGCAAACAUCUUACUGUGGAUUUCCUCUGCACUGGUUGGCAGAACGCAGCUGAAUGCGGAUACAUUUCUGGAGCUGGUUGAGAUCAGCAAAGUUCACUCUGCUUAUAUUUGACCUUGAUGCUGUGAAGAUCUGAUGUGACGUUAUUGUUAAAGCCGCUUUACAAUACUAGAAGUAUCUGCUCAAGAAGAAAGCAUGUGUGCUGUAAAGCAAACGACGCUAAACACCGACACAUUUUCAAGCAUGCAGACCCACUGAUACAGAGUAUGUUUUACUGUCGUUUGUGUUAAGGUGAGUGGAAUUGUGACUUUUAUGACGUUUUAUGAUGAAUUCUUGUGUUUAAUUUUUUGUGCAAUUGCUUAAGUGUAAUUAUAUGAACAACGAAAUGAAAAGAAUGAAAACUA
Chelmon rostratus (copperband butterflyfish) is the source of this 4188-nucleotide messenger RNA. It is a transcript of the gene gaa2, whose product is annotated as alpha glucosidase 2. The transcript has 21 exons. Bases 175 to 3102 code for a protein of 975 amino acids. Gene Ontology annotation, biological process: carbohydrate metabolic process. Gene Ontology annotation, molecular function: carbohydrate binding; alpha-1,4-glucosidase activity. Lineage: Eukaryota; Metazoa; Chordata; Actinopteri; Chaetodontiformes; Chaetodontidae. The record is from RefSeq and is a predicted model, not a curated record.